Messenger RNA from Corythoichthys intestinalis (scribbled pipefish), 2747 nucleotides. RefSeq names its product high-affinity choline transporter 1-like. Bases 433 to 2070 code for a protein of 545 amino acids. The transcript has 9 exons. Gene Ontology annotation, cellular component: plasma membrane. The record is from RefSeq and is a predicted model, not a curated record. Gene Ontology annotation, molecular function: choline:sodium symporter activity. Gene Ontology annotation, biological process: acetylcholine biosynthetic process; choline transport; transmembrane transport. Lineage: Eukaryota; Metazoa; Chordata; Actinopteri; Syngnathiformes; Syngnathidae.
UCUUCACAAAUCUACUCAAGUAAAAAUAAAGAGUAUGGCUUAGUAUAACUACUCUUAGAAGUACAUUUUUCUCAAAAAGUUACUCAAGUAAAUGUAACGGAGUAAACGAAACGCGUUACUACCCACCUCUGGUCACCUUGGACUUGUAUUCAUCAGACGUUGGGGCUAAAUGUCCCAUUGAGUUUAAUGUCCCUUGCUACCUUACGUACUCUAAUUCUAAUAAAGUCAGAAAUUUGUGCAAAUUGUAAGUGAAAACAGAAUAUAAUGACUCGCAAAUUAUAUUAAACUUAUAUUUACAGUAUUGUAUACACUACCUAAAGAAGAUAUUCAAUGUUCAGUGUUUUGCACAUUUUGUUAUUAAAACAUGCUUUGUUGACCAAUGUAAUUGCAGACUGCUGCAGUGUUGUUAUAGAAUAAUUCCCUCCGUGCAAAAUGAGUGUGAACAUCCCAGGCGUUGCAGUGAUGGUGCUUUUCUACCUGCUGGUGCUUGGCAUUGGCAUCUGGGCCUCUAUGAAGACGAAGAGGAUGCGUAAGAACAGGCAGGCAAAUCAGAUGGACAUAACACUGCUGGGAAAUAGAAAGAUACAUCUCACAGUGGGAGUUUUCACCAUGACAGCUACUUUCAUUGGAGGAGGAUUUAUUGUUGGACUAAGUGAGGUAGUUUACAAUCCAGACUUGGGACUGGCCUGGGCUGUCAUGCCAAUUACAAUCAGCUUAUCUUUUCUGAUAGGAGGACUCGUCUUCGCCAAGCCAAUGAGAGAGAAAAAGUAUGUGACAAUGAUGGACCCGUUCCGUGAGAAAUAUGGAACGAUAAUAAGUGGCAUCCUGUCUGUGGCACUGAUAAUGGCUGAUCUUGUGUGGGUGCCUUCAACUCUCAUUGGCUUGGGUGCGUCAAUGAGUGUGAUCUUGGAUUUGUCAUACGUGCAUUGUAUUUGGAUUUCGGCUGCAGUGCCCGUUGUCUACACAUUGCUGGGGGGACUCAUUUCUGUAGCCUACACAGACAUUGUUCAGCUGAUGCUAAUGUUCUUUGGUCUGUGGCUAUGCGUCCCUUUCCUGUUGAUGAAUCCGCAUUCAGCAGACAUCACUAAAACGGCUUUCAACUUUACUUACCAAGGCCCCUGGAUCACUUCUGUUAAAUCAGACAAAGCGUGGAGGUGGAAUGAUCAAUUUUUGCUUUUGAUUUUUGGAAACCUAGCCUGUCAAGACUACCACCAGAGGAUUCUGUCAGCCUCGUCUGUAGCCACAGCCAGGAUCAUCGGCUUCAUUGCAGCACCAACCGUCCUCGUCUUUUCGAUCCCGUCUAUCCUGAUUGGAGCAGUGGCAGCAUCCACAGACUGGAAUAAGACGGGAUAUGGAUCACCAUCUCCAUUAGAAUGUGGACAGACCAGUCUUAUAAUGCCGAUCACUUUGCAGCACCUCACCCCAAGUUACAUAUCCAUCUUUGGAAUAUCAGCAACCGCUGCUGCUGUCAUGUCUUCAAUGGACUCACUUCUGCUGGCGGUAGCAUCUCUCUUUGUGUCCAACAUUUACAAGCGUAUCUUGAGAACAAAGGCAUCCAGUAGAGAAGUACAGUGGGUGAUCAAGAUUACUAUGCUCUUGACGGGUCUCGCAGGUACAUCCCUUGCCUUCCUCGAGGUCAGCAUUAUGUCAUACUGGGUCCUCGGAUCCACCAUAACUUAUGUCUUUCUGUUUCCUCAACUCAUUUGCGUCCUCUUCGUUGACAUCUCAAAUGGCUACGGCGCCAUGUCGGGCCUCCUUAUUGGGGCGAUAUUGCGCCUGCUGAGCGGAGAACCGUCUCUGGGGUUACCUGUUACCCUCCCCUUUCCAGGGUGCACAUUUGAAAAUGGAGUGUAUGUGCAGCACGCACCUGUUAGUACAAUAUGCAUGCUGUGCAAUUUUAUCUCUACCUUGGUGUUCUCCUACCUGGCUUCACUGCUGUUCAAUAAGGGACUGAUCCCAGAGAGAUUUGACAUAUUUAAGAUAAAAACCCAACAGUCAAUAUACAAUGUCAUGUUAACAAGAAGCAGUGCUGUCAAAGAAAACAAGGAGCGGAAAACUGAUGCUCUGUGAAAAUGAAGUCGUGUUGCAUGAAUCAUGUAAUAAUGGAACAAGUCAACUUAACUAAAUCAGAUUCUUUAUUUCAGUAUGUUUUUAAAUGUAUAUUCUUCACACAGUAUUCGCUGCAAUUUGGGGAAAAAAUGCACAUACUCAGCUAUACUAUGGUUCAGUAUUGAUGUAUAGGCCCACAUUGGAACAAUUUCAACUGUUCUUCCUUUUGUUUCAGUUAAAACUUGAAUUAGAGUUUGUGAUGUCACUUCGGGUAUAUGUUUAAAUGAUUAAGUCAGAUGUAUAAACUAAUAAGAAGCAUUCUCUUUUAGAUAGGUUGUAGUUGUUUACGUAGACUGGAGCUGACCAAUACAUCGAUUGUGAUCAGCCAAUAGAUCUCAGAUACAGUGCCUAUCAUAGGUAUUCACCAACUUUGAUUUUUUUCUCCCCUUUUAUUGCAUUCAUAAAUCCAAGGGCGUAGGUUUGGAUAGGGACGGUAGGGACAAUACACUACCAAUUUUUCAGGAUGGUCAAAUUGUCCCCACCAACUUCUGAGCAACAUUAUUUGCAUUAUAUAAUAAAUUCAGUUAUGUAGGUAACAGGGGUCGCGUUAAUCGAAUGUUUUCUGUCGUUGACCGGUUUUUUACAACGGUGACGGAAAAAACUGAAGUCCAUCUGCCAUUUUGACAGGUUGCAAUUCA